This is a messenger RNA of Populus nigra (black poplar), 2309 nucleotides long. Its product is annotated as RNA polymerase sigma factor sigC. The transcript has 7 exons. Gene Ontology annotation, molecular function: DNA-binding transcription factor activity. Gene Ontology annotation, biological process: regulation of DNA-templated transcription; DNA-templated transcription initiation. The record is from RefSeq and is a predicted model, not a curated record. The coding region runs from base 153 to 1832 and encodes 559 amino acids. Lineage: Eukaryota; Viridiplantae; Streptophyta; Magnoliopsida; Malpighiales; Salicaceae.
CAUUUUGGAGGAUCAAGAACCGGUGGUGGAGAAAUGACAACAUGACUCGUGUCCAAUUCUGUACACGAAUUCUCUCCUCUCCUUCCUGCUACCAUCCUUAAGUUCUGAUAAGUCCACAAGGACUUGAUGGACUCAGAUAUUUCUCUACCAAAAUGGGUGUGGGUUUUAGGCUAACUCCUAAGUGGGGUUCUCCUAUGCAGUCUCACUCUGCCACCAAUUCUACGUCCAUGUUCUCAUCCUUUUCUGCUAGAGGCAUGGAGGCUUCUGUCAACCAGGCAAGGUUGUCUUUUUUGUCUGUUGUUUCCGAAGAGGGUGAUAUUCUCAACAAACAUUCUUUCAAGUCUUUUGCUUGUUCAUCUGCAGCACAAAACGUGGAAAAUGAUUGCUUGCAAAUGGAAAGACUGAAGAUGAAUGUGGACAAGACGUCUCAUGUUAGCAUAAAUAACAUGACGGGUAAUGAUAAAGUGUCUGUUGAAGAGGAAAUUUCUACCUCACAUACACGCUUGAGAGAGCGAAUGACAUCGCGUAUUAGCUUUUUGUUGGACAAUCUUGAUACUUUAGAGAAGCUGGUUGCUGACUUGGAUGCACUGAAGUUGGAAAGGGACAUUUUGCUGCAAUUAGGAAGACUUGGAGCUCUAGAAUUUUUCAAUGCCUGUCUGUCAAGGACUCUUCAAACUUCCAAUGUUUUGGACUUGUCUGCUGUUCCUACUGAGAAUACAGGAGAGAGUAAAACAGAUAGCAUGUCAGAUGAUCUCACAGGCAAAACUGUUGUUCGCACUGGGAAAAAGGAAGAAAGAAAAUUUAGAAGAGAAAGAGCUGCCUCAGACAACGGAAAAAAAACUACUUCUUUGUCUCUGCCUUCAAAGACUGUCCAAAAUAAUCUUCAAAAGCCUACCUUUGUGAAAAGAACAUCAAGCUCUAGUAGUAGACGAUCCUUGAUAGCAAGAAAUGAGGCAAAAAUGACAAGGGGAGUCAAGGUGGCUUCAGACUUGGAGAGAAUCAGAACAACUUUAGAGGAAGAAACCGGACAAGCAGUCAGUUUAAGUUGCUGGGCUGAAGCAACUGGACUUGACAAAAAGGUGCUGCAGCAGCAAUUGCAAUUUGGUUGGUACUGUCGAGAUGAGCUCAUAAAGAACACUCACUCAUUAGUUUUAUACAUUGCAAGAAACUACAGGGGAAUGGGAAUAGCCAUGGAAGAUUUAAUUCAGGCUGGAAAUUUGGGUCUCUUACAAGGUGCAGAAAGGUUUGAUCCCUCAAGGGGGUACAGAUUCUCAACCUAUGUCCAGUAUUGGAUAAGGAAAUCUAUGUUAAAGAUUGUUGAGCGGCAUGCUAGAGGGAUCCAAAUUCCUUAUGCAUUAAGCCGGUCAAUAAACAAGAUACAAAAAGCUCGAAAAGCCCUCAGCAACAGCCAUGGCAGAUACCCAGAUGACUGGGAGGUUGCUAAAUUCACAGGUCUAUCUUUGGCUAAAAUCGAAUCAGCUAAGAAAUGUCUCAGAGUCGUGGCUUCACUUGAUCAGAAAAUAGGAGAAGGUCACUAUGCUAAAUAUUCGGAAUUUAUCCCUGAUAUGUCAAUUCAGAAUCCUGAAGAGGCUGUCAUGAGGCAGCACAUGAGAGAAGAAAUCUAUGAUCUCUUGAGAGGUUUGGAUUCAAGAGAGAAGCAAGUGAUGGUUCUGAGAUACGGGUUCAAGGACAAUCAACCCAAAUCACUUGCAGAGAUCGGGAGGCUAUUCCAUGUGAGCAAAGAGCGUGUGAGGAAGAUUGAGAAAAAAAUCAUGAUGAAACUAAGGGAUGAAGGAAUCCGCAGAAAUCUAAGUCGUUACAUGAUUUUGUAGUCUCAUCUUUACUGCUCCAUGCAAAAUAGGCCAGUUGACCUGCCCUCGACGCACUGAUGGCAUUGCUAUCUCGAAGAGAUUCGAAGAUACAUGGAAAGCUGCCUGACUGAGUUUGAGUCUCCCGAGACUCCACAUUAUUCCGUUACAAAUCUUCUAAUUAACUCACCAGCCACACCGACUCCACCUUGCAGUAAAUCUUUUACUUCUACCAGACAGGAAGAACGACAUUAUACAUGUUCCAUAUUUCAUUCUUUACGCUCAAUUUCUCGGGAGGGGGAUAGUGACUGAUAUACAUGUAUAUUUAUAGUCCUUCUCGAAGCCACAAACAGUUUAUACAGUUCCUCUCGGAGCUAUACUUGAGCUCCGAAUUUUCGCUAGUACCAUGUGCUGUGAAAUGUUGGGAUGGUUGCCUGGCUGGGGCAGUGUAGGAGAGCUAUCAAUUUAUUUUCUAUGAAGUACACGACAAAUUCAACAUCA